GAACCCUCUGAAAAAAUACUUCCUGGAGAUAGUUGGAGGUGUGUUGACCCUAACAAACCAACUGAGGGAAAACACCAGCCAUGUGGUGAACUAAAACCCACAAGAAGUCUUUGGGGUGGCAAUCAUCGUGACCAGCAUGGUGGAAGGUCAGGUGCCCACGGAAUUUCCUCAGAAACACCUCUGGGGCUGAGGAGCCAGAAGUCUCCAGAAGACUUGACUGGAGGGUGGAGCUCACAUUGAGCUGCUUCUUGGGGCUGUUGAUGGAGGUCUGAUCACAACGAGGGGGACACACACCUCUGUGUGCUGUUAGCAGGAAGCCACAAGCCACUGAAGCUAACUGAGAUGAGAAAAAAUCCAUCUGGGUAUGGGAUUGGUUUUUCUUAACUGGGUCCAGAGCUUCUGGUUGCCACUAGAAGGUUCUUCGACCACAUGCACCCUGGGAUCUGAACAGCUAUGUUGAGAAGCUACUGAAGCCCUGCAAGGAUGGGUCUGCUGAGCAGCAAGAGGCAGUUCAGUGAGAAGGGCAAAGGCUGGAGCCCUGUGAAGGUCCACACCCAGAGCAAGGCUCCCCCGCCCCUGAAACCCCGGGUUGUCUUCAACCACCUUGCCCCUCCGUCUCCUAACCAGGACCCAGAUGAAGAGGAGCAUUUUGUAGUGGCCCUGUUUGACUAUGCCGCUGUGAAUGACAGAGACCUUCAGGUGCUGAAGGGAGAGAAGCUCCAGGUCUUGAAGAGCACUGGAGACUGGUGGUUGGCCAGGUCACUCGUCACAGGAAGAGAAGGAUAUGUGCCCAGCAACUAUGUGGCCCCAGUAGAGACCCUGGAAGUAGAAAAAUGGUUCUUCAGAACCAUCAGCCGGAAGGAUGCUGAGAGGCAGUUGCUGGCUCCGAUAAACAAGGUUGGCUCCUUUCUCAUCAGAGAGAGCGAGAGCAAUAAAGGUGCCUUCUCCCUGUCCGUGAAAGACGUCACCACCCAGGGGGAGGUAGUCAAGCACUACAAGAUCCGCUCACUGGAUGACGGAGGCUAUUACAUCUCUCCUCGGAUCACCUUCCCCACCCUCCAGGCCCUGGUCCAGCACUAUUCAAAGAAAGGGGACGGUUUGUGUCAGAAGUUGACCCUGCCCUGUGUGAACCAGGUCCCGAAGAACCUCUGGGCCCAAGAUGAAUGGGAAAUCCCCAGGCAGUCUCUCAAGUUGGUCCGGAAACUUGGGUCCGGGCAGUUUGGUGAAGUCUGGAUGGGUUAUUACAAAAAUAACAUGAAGGUGGCCAUCAAGACCCUGAAGGAGGGAACCAUGUCUCCAGAAGCUUUCCUGGGCGAGGCCAACGUGAUGAAAACCCUGCAGCAUGAGAGGCUGGUCCGUCUCUAUGCUGUGGUCACCAGAGAGCCCAUUUACAUAGUCACUGAGUACAUGGCCAGAGGAUGCUUGCUGGAUUUUCUGAAGACCGAUGAAGGUAGCAGAUUGUCCCUUCCAAGGCUGAUUGACAUGUCAGCCCAGGUUGCAGAAGGGAUGGCUUACAUAGAGCGCAUGAAUUCCAUCCACCGUGACCUGCGGGCAGCCAACAUCCUGGUGUCUGAGACCUUGUGCUGCAAAAUCGCUGACUUCGGCUUGGCCAGGAUCGUUGACAGUGAAUACACUGCCCAAGAGGGGGCCAAGUUCCCCAUCAAGUGGACUGCCCCGGAGGCCAUCCACUUCGGAGUUUUUACCAUCAAGGCUGAUGUGUGGUCCUUCGGAGUCUUGCUGAUGGAGAUCGUCACAUAUGGGCGUGUUCCCUACCCAGGAAUGAGCAACCCUGAGGUCAUCCGUAACCUGGAGCAUGGUUACCGAAUGCCAUGCCCAGAGACGUGUCCACCGGAGUUGUACCAUGACAUCAUCACUGAGUGCUGGCGAGGCCGGCCGGAGGAGCGGCCUACCUUUGAGUUCCUGCAGUCAGUGCUGGAGGACUUCUACACAGCCACCGAGGGUCAAUAUGAGCUGCAGCCCUAGCAACCCAUGGGCUCUUCGGGGCUCCCGGCCUAAGCCUCCUGCUGGACUCUGACUUUGGGUUAAUAUGGUCACAUUUAGCUCUUCUUCCAGACCAGCUAGACCGUGGAGUCAGGGUGGAAUGGCGUGCCUGCGAAUCAAGUAAGGAAGCCAGGAGACAAAGGUGACUUUGUGGUAGGGCAUGGUCUCUCAAGGCACAACCUUGGUCCACCCUUCACUGGCUGUGUGCCUUUGAGCAAGUUACUUAGCUGCGCUGUUGUCUUCUACUCCUUGAAUAUAAAACAAGGAAGGAUUGUGUUAGAAGGUACCUCCAGUUGUAUUCAGACCCAGGAUGGUGCUGAGAUCAGUCUGAUCAUUUAACAAUGGACAGUGUGUAAGAUUGGUGGCAGGCGAUCAGAGCUCCCAUUUCUUUCACCCUGAAAGCCUCAACAGCAAGUGUGUCCCUGUCUGCUGCUCCAGAACUGUGGGCCAAUCCUCCAGGUAGCCCUGGUUGUGCCUCACCCCCUCCAACCCCCCACACACUUUGGGACUUUUCCUAUAAUAAAGUCAUGAGAGUUUUACCUUUU
Grammomys surdaster is the source of this 2546-nucleotide messenger RNA. It is a transcript of the gene Blk, whose product is annotated as BLK proto-oncogene, Src family tyrosine kinase. Gene Ontology annotation, cellular component: extrinsic component of cytoplasmic side of plasma membrane. The record is from RefSeq and is a predicted model, not a curated record. Gene Ontology annotation, molecular function: non-membrane spanning protein tyrosine kinase activity; signaling receptor binding; ATP binding. Lineage: Eukaryota; Metazoa; Chordata; Mammalia; Rodentia; Muridae. The transcript is spliced from 13 exons. Gene Ontology annotation, biological process: innate immune response; cell differentiation; protein phosphorylation. The coding region runs from base 484 to 1983 and encodes 499 amino acids.